AUGGACAUCAAUUCUCCAACACCGUCUGUCAGUACGCAGCGAUCAUCCUCGCAUCACUCCAGCCUUGACCUUCAAGCGAGUACUCCUGGUACCUCCCCUGGAUCGCAUGGCACACAUGCAACGUGGUCGAGGUCGCGCGGCAAUACACAACGUUCAACCGAUACCAUCGCGUUUGUAGGCGACCUGCGCAACUACUUGGCCCUUGGUUGUAUAGUCAUAUACGCAUCUGGCUCGUGCGAUCGAGGGGACGCCACGGAGGAGUGGCAAGAGCUUGACGAUCUCUCUUUCCCUGCUCUUGGUGCAUUUCUGGCGCCCGAAUAUGUCAGGUUGAUGGAGGCUCAUUGGCUCCGGGUCCAACUAAGAUGCUCUGAUGACGAUGUGGAUGUACUGAUAUUGCGCUUGUACGUGCUCCCGUACGAUGCUGGACAUCGCUUCGUGGAUCGGCGCGACAGCAAACUAUGGGCAGCACUCCAAAGUAUACUGCCCGAAGUUGAUGUCAGUCCUGAGACCUGGCAUGGCAAAGGUGGCCGCAGUGGUCAGCACAAGUUCGACCCGUGGGCCACGAGAGACGAAGGUUCACUGUUUUACAUGUUCAACAAGCUGUCAUCGCCAGACCCGUCGAGCGAUGCCGUCACUGAGCAUUACGCCAAAGAGGCGCUCGAAGACCUUCUGGAUCCUGCCUCAAUCUUGCCUGGCCUCAAGACUGUGUUGUAUCCGUACCAACGACGAUCAGCAGGGCUGAUGCUGCAACGUGAAGCCGCACCACGACUCGAUCUUGAUCCUCGCCUGGAGCAGCGCGUCGCUCCUGAUGGCUCCACCUAUUACUAUGGUGCCAAAGAGCCACUAUUUCUGCGGCAACCACGAUACUUCGAGACAUGCAAAGGCGGCAUACUUGCAGAGACGAUGGGUCUUGGCAAGACGGUCAUACUCCUGGCUCUGACACUGGCGACGAAAGAUCAUUUGCCAAGGAUUCCGCCUGCGUACGCCAACACUCCUGUCCGGCGAAAAGUCGGCUCGUUGUCAGAUAUGGCAGUAUCGAACAUUAACAGGAAGUCUAUCCCAUGGAAAGUUGAGUUCGCACGAAUCAAGCAUGCCGAUGGCAACGAGAUGAGUAGUUGCAUUGCCAAGCUCGAGCGCUCACCACCAAUGUAUGAGAUACCGCAAGAGCCGCAGCGAUGGAACAGGAAGACUAUCUUACCUCCGCCAAAGAAGAUCACGCUAGCUGCCACCACAAUCAUCGUCGUACCGCGUAAUCUGUGCAAGCAAUGGCAGUCUGAAUUGCAGAAGCACAUAGGUGAGAACGCUUUGAAGGUAUUGGUGAUGGAGGAUCUCAAGCGUGCUUUGCCACUACCUGAAGAGCUCCGAACCUACGAUGUGGUACUCUUCAGUCGCAACAGAUUCGAGCUAGAAAUCAGGGACGGCUCCGACGAGCAGGGUCGGCGCAUCCUCGCUACACAGCUUGUAUGUCGUUGCCCAUACAUCGGUGCGACGCGCACUCGAGACUGCCACUGCAUUCGGAACGACGACUUAUACGACUCGCCGCUCAAGCACUUGCACUUCAAACGCUUAGUUAUCGACGAAGGACAUUUCUUCUCCAAUAACAACAAUACUGCGGUCACUGUGGCUAACAAGCUCGUGAUAGCUGAUCAUCGCUGGGUAGUCAGUGGUACACCUGCUAAAGAUCUACUCGGUGUCGAAGUAGACAUAUCUUCAACCGAGAUGUGGUCAGGAGACAAAGAUUGUCGCGAAGCCCUGCUUGAGCAGAGAAGCACUUUCAACCACAAGGAAGACACUGCAGGUGCGAUCAAGAGUCUUGGCGCACUCGCCUCCAGCUUUCUCAAGAUUAGACCAUGGUAUGCGCUGAGUAUUGGCGAGCGCAAGGAAGCAGAGUGGGAUGAUUAUAUCUAUCGUCACGAAGAUGCUCGCAGAAGAACGUACUGUGGGUUCUCGACUUGUUUAAGACGAACACUCGAGGCUAUGGUCGUCAAGACUCAGCCCGAAGAUGUGGAGAGAGAUAUAGAGCUUCCACCGCUCCGCCACGAGAUCAUUCGUCUGGAGCCAUCGUUCUACGAUAAGCUUACGGUGAAUCUUUUCACCUUGGUCCUGACGGCCAAUGCUAUCACGUCCGAGCGCACAGAUGAAGACUAUCUCUUCCACAAAAAGAGUGCUAAGCCUCGAUAUCAGCUCAUCUCAAAUCUACGACAGAGCGCAUUUUUCUGGUCUGGCUUUAGCGAAGCGGACGUUCGAGCAAGUUUGGAAAACAGCGAACGCUAUCUAGCGAAGGAAGGGACAAGUUGUAAGGAUGCAGAUCGUCAACUGCUGACCACCAUGCUGGAGAGUGCUAGACUUGUUCUUUCCUCGAAGGGCUGGAAGUCCAUGAGUCGAUCACAUGAGCUGGGCUUAUUCGUCAACGGCUGGCCUUUGAAUAGUGCCGAUCACUGGAAGUUCGACAAGCCCAUUUCGCCAUUGCUGACAGGUAUCUCGCAAUUGCUUGGGGCACAAAAGCAUGUCAAUGAACGAGCUGGGCUACAAGAUCCUGGCGAAGGUCUCGGUGGUGUUGGAAUCAAAGUUUGUGCACCUGCAAAGCAUGGCUCAAUCAAGAUGGAAGAUGAGACGAUGAGUAAAGCUGUUAAGCCAUUGCUUACAAAGGCUGGUAUACCUACAUCGAGUCUUGAUGGUGAGCCAGUGCUCAAGAGGCGCAUAUCUGGUAGUAAAAUUUCGCCGAAGAAGUCUCAACGAGCUUUCAAGGUCACCAAGCCGCAGUAUGGGAAGAAACCGAAGCGUACGAUGUCAUUACCCGCCAAUUUCGACGUCGCUACAAUCGACGACUCAUUAGCUGGAGCCUCAUCUAGCAGCAAAGCGGAGACCCCGAAGCGCAAACGUCGUCGCUCCGAACUCGAGGAAAUACAGUUUGCCUCAGACUCUCCAUAUCUUCAAAGCAGCAUCGUUGGGACAACCUCCGCCAAGCUAAGCUAUCUCAUUUCCCAGAUUUCAAAGUAUCACGAAAACGAGAAGAUCUUGGUAUUCUACGAGGGAGACAACAUAGCCUACUACAUCGCCCAAGCCCUCGAACUCUUGCAUAUCAAGCACGAGAUCUACGCCAAGUCUUUGGCCGCUUCUCUGAAGUCUGAAUAUGUCGUUCGCUUCGACCAGGAGCAGCAAGAUCGAGUCCUACUCAUGGAUGUCAAGCAAGCCGCCUUCGGCCUCAACUUGAGCUCCGCAAGUAGGAUAUACUUUGUGAACCCAGUCUGUCGGCCGGGGAUUGAGGCACAGGCGAUAAAGCGUGCACAUCGCAUUGGACAGACGAGAAAAGUUGUUGUGGAGACAUUGGUUCUCAAGGGUACGAUUGAGGAGAAGAUGCUUGAACGCUCGAGAAGCAUGACGAGAAGCGAGCACUUGGACGCGAAGGUGCUGGAAGACGAUGGUGGGAUGCGAGCGAUCAUUCAGAGUGCAGAGCUGUUAGAUAUUCAGCCGCAUGAGAAGGAAGGAUAUGGGCAGAUGGCUUCGCUUGAAGUACCACACCAGCUCUGGGGUAGAGACAGCUGGAAAGAGACUGUGGCCAAUACAUUCGUAUCUGUACGAGCUGAUGCAAAGCAAGAUGAUUCCCAGCAAGUCAAGAACAAUAUGGCUGAGAAGGGGAAAAAGAAGCAGCGCGUGAUACAAGACUACACAAAGCUGAAGAAAGUGUGGAAAGAGACGGAGAAAGAAAUAGUGCGGAGGAGGAUCACUUUUCAGGAUAUCACACAGGCUGAUGAGGAGGCGAGACUUAUAGACGAUGACGCUGAUGACGCUGGUCCUAGCAGCGCGAAGAAGAGGAGAGUAUUGGCUUUCGUGGACUGCACGGGUCAAGAUCCGGAAGGUCGCUAUGUCGAGAGUAGUGAUGAGGAGCCUUUGGCUGAUCUGCGAAAUCGAAGGCUGUCCUUGGUCAUGGCAACGAAUGGUAAUGGACAUGGGCUGAGGCUCGAUACGAAGUUUUGUACGCAUAACGCGAGCUUCGCGGCCACUGCUCCGGACUUCUCGCCACUCAUCAGUCCCACAGUGGGGCCUGUGGCAUUGGCGACAACAUGCGAUUUAGGACGGCAGAGGAUGUCCAUUGAGACCCUUCUCAACGACGGCGAUGCUGGACCGAGCUCGAGCAAAGUGUCGACUGAGGAGAGGCGGCGAAGUAUUCUGCUGCAGGACAUAUUGCACUGUCUGUAA
Molecule: messenger RNA, 4200 nt
Organism: Recurvomyces mirabilis
Lineage: Eukaryota; Fungi; Ascomycota; Dothideomycetes; Mycosphaerellales; Teratosphaeriaceae
Exons: 1
Coding region: 1-4200 (1399 amino acids)
Biological process (GO): DNA repair
Cellular component (GO): nucleus
Molecular function (GO): ATP binding; ATP-dependent chromatin remodeler activity
Source: RefSeq, a predicted model, not a curated record